Molecule: messenger RNA, 2358 nt
Organism: Punica granatum (pomegranate)
Lineage: Eukaryota; Viridiplantae; Streptophyta; Magnoliopsida; Myrtales; Lythraceae
Source: RefSeq, a predicted model, not a curated record
GGACUAGUGGACUGGUAGUUUUCCCUCUCUCUUCUAACGAUAAAGUUGAAGCCUUGAAGUUGAAGGGAAGGGAGAGGGAGAGAGAGGGGGGAGAAAGUGAGAGAGAGAGCUCUUUAGAACGAAGAACACGACACGACAUUGAUAUUCACAAUCAUGCCACCAUCGGGCCCGGCAGACCUCCAGAGCCCGCUCUUACCCGACGACCCGGAGCAAGAGACAGCCUAUGACCCAUCGGAGAAGGUCCACGUAGUCCGGGUCGACUCCGACCUGUCAGACGGGGCCGCCGCGCCGCCGUUCUCAUGGCGGAAGCUGUGGCUGUUCACGGGUCCGGGGUUCCUCAUGAGCAUAGCCUUCCUGGACCCGGGCAACCUCGAGGGGGACCUCCAGGCGGGAGCCAUCGCCGGUUACAGCCUCCUCUGGCUUCUCAUGUGGGCCACCGCCAUAGGCCUCCUCGUCCAGCUCCUGGCGGCCCGGCUGGGGGUGGUCACCGGCCGUCACCUCGCCGAGCUCUGCAGGGAAGAGUACCCCAACUGGGCCAGGACCACGCUGUGGAUCAUGGCCGAGCUGGCGCUCAUCGGAGCUGACAUUCAGGAGGUCAUCGGGAGCGCGAUUGCCAUUAAGAUUCUGAGCAAUGGGUUGCUGCCGCUUUGGUUCGGCGUCGUCAUUACAGCUGCUGACUGCUUUAUCUUUUUGUUGCUUGAGAACUAUGGUGUGAGGAAGUUGGAAGCGGUCUUUGCCGUUCUCAUUGCGACGAUGGCGCUCUCAUUCGCCUGGAUGUUCGGCGAUGCCAAACCGAGCGGCAAAGAACUACUUCUGGGGAUUUUGAUCCCGAGACUCAGCUCUAGGACAAUAAAGCAGGCAGUCGGGGUCGUGGGCUGCAUCAUAAUGCCGCACAACGUUUUCCUUCACUCUGCCCUUGUGCAGUCGAGAGAUAUCGACCACACAAAGAAAGGCCGGGUCCAGGAGGCCAUGAGGUACUACUCCAUUGAGUCCACGGUUGCCCUUGCGAUCUCCUUCAUCAUCAACCUCUUUGUCACAACCGUCUUCGCAAAGGGCUUCUACAAUACCCCAAUAGCUGGUUCUAUUGGCCUUGUGAAUGCAGGUCAAUAUCUCCAGGAGAAAUAUGGGGGCGGCUUCUUCCCAAUUCUGUACAUAUGGGGCAUUGGGCUACUGGCGGCAGGGCAGAGCAGCACGAUUACUGGGACCUAUGCAGGACAGUUCAUAAUGGGAGGGUUCCUCGACUUGCGGCUCAAGAAAUGGCUCAGGGCGCUGAUUACCCGGAGCUGCGCAAUUGUGCCGACCAUGAUCGUCGCUCUUGUAUUUGACACCUCGGAAGAGACCUUGGACGUUUUGAAUGAGUGGCUGAAUGUACUGCAGUCAGUACAGAUCCCAUUCGCUCUGAUUCCACUCCUCUACCUCGUCUCUCAGGAGAGGAUCAUGGGCUCCUUCAAAAUUGGUCCUCUUCUUAAGGUGAUCUCCUGGCUUGUGGCAGCCCUCGUGAUUGUCAUCAACGGAUACCUUCUGCUCGACUUCUUCUCCAACGAAGUCAGUGGAGCACUCUACGGAACUGCAGUCUCUGCAUUCACAGUUGCCUAUGUUGCAUUCAUCCUGUACCUUGUCUCCCAUGGGUUUACCGCGUGGCGAACCUCCAAACUUUCCAAAGAGCUUGUAGUUGGAGAUAACUGAUCAAUCAGGCAACAGAACAUAUGAAACAUCAAUAUAAAUACGCUGCAGAAGAUCGUCUUAGCCUUUCACAGGAAUUUUCGUCAUCAGCAUAUUGCCUACACCCUGAUCGCCGAAUGAUUGGCUAUGUAUUCAUACUACCCAAGUGAACGACUAGAGAUUAGCUGUUCACUUUGUAUGAACAUCAGUAAUAUUCUUCAGCUGUAUACAGAGGUUUUUCAGAAACCUCGUCCUGUACCUGCAAUGCUGCGUUAACACCAUUAGAUAGUGAAAGUUACAGCCAUUCAUUGAAAGACUUCUGGGGAUGUUUCAGGUAUGUUUUUGUUUCUCACAUAAGUACGAACGGAUGCGCUAUGGUGGAUCAGACAAUGAAAGAUCCUUCCUGAAGGAAGACUUGCAAAUGAAUCUGCUCGAGAGAAAGGUAGAUGCAAUAUCGAUAGAGGAAUGGCCAAAGAAGAUUUCAUAUGAAAAGACGCCAUUCGGAGUACUAUUCAGUUGAAAGGAUGGAUUAUAGCAAAGGAAGUUUUUCUCAGAAAGGGGUAUGGUAGGAUCUGAGAACUUGAGCCGACAUUGGAAACCCGAACAGAGGACCUUGCACUUGUGCUUACACCUGUGAAUGUGACAUCCCGCAAUAUCAAUGUAACUAUGCAAUGAAUGAGAUUUCAAUGUCACCAA